AUGGUUUCCAUCAAGUCACAAGUCGUCGCAGCUCCAAUUAUGGAAAAGGCAAACGUAGUCACCGGACAUGAGCCAAGUACCGUGGCCACACACGUUGACAGCCACACUCGUGUCGCCCUGCCACCUCUGGAGUACCGCAAGUUGAUGUGGAAACUUGACGUCCACCUCCUGCCACCCUUAUUCGUACUGUGGUUCGUAUCCCUGAUUGACCGCCUCAACAUUGGGUCAGCCAAGAUCUUUGGCAUCGAGGAGGACCUGCAUAUGGACCCCCGAGGUACCGACUUCAAUGUUGCCCUUAUCACCACCAUGGUCGGUCUUAUCUUGUUCGAUGUACCCAGCAACUACCUCUUGAAGAAGAUGAGUCCUUCCUUGGUCCUGACCGCGGAGAACCUGCUGCUUGGCCUGGUAACCAGCUUUACCGGAUUGGCAAGCCUCCGAUUUUUCGUCGGCGCGUUGGAAGCAGGCCUAAUCCCCGGGAGCGUGUAUCUGCUUGCCCAGUACUAUCCUCGCUACGAGUUACAGUGGAGGGUGAGUAUGCUCAUGGUCAGCAACGCCUUGAGCACGGCAUUCGGGGGUUUACUUGGGUUCUCGAUUGCGGACAUCACGUCCGACAACGGCUACAGGCCAUGGAGAUGGCUUUUUAUCAUCGAGGGCUGUAUAACGGCGGGUGUGACAAUUCUUGUCUUCCCUUUCCUACCUAACUGGCCGUCCGCGACAAAAUGGCUCACGCCCCAGGAAAAACAAGCAAUUGCUGAUGAAAUUCGUCACCAGGGUGUUAUUGGGCGAAUGGACAAGCUGGACUGGAAAACGGCGAGACGAGUUCUGUUCGACUGGAAGAUCUGGAUCUGCGGGGCUAUGUAUUGUUGCACAACGGUUACAGUCUACAGCGUCGCCAUCUUCGCGCCCACGAUCAUUAACCAAUUUCAAGAAGACCAAAGCCCUCGAGAAGUGCAAGCCCUGGUGAUCCCCAUCUUUUCAUCGGCCUUGGUAGCAUGCCUAGCGGCAGCCUAUGCCUCAGACAAGCUCAAGCACCGUUCAGGGUUCGCCCUCUUCGGAUACUGCCUCGCCGUUACCGGCUCGGUCAUUCUGAUGGACGAGGCUUGGUACAAUGUACGGGUCAAAUAUGCCGCUCUGUUUUUCAUGGCAACCGGGGUUUACGUUUCACUUCCUAUGGUCUGGACUAUGCUUGUUAAUAAUGUCAGUGGCGCAUACAAGAUCGGGUUCGCGGUUGGGCUCGAGGUUAGCCUUGGGAAUUUCGGCGGGAUUGCAUCGGCACUAGUCUUUCAGGGAUCCCAGGCGCCAGCUUACGCCGACGGAUACAAGACCCUGACCGUGAUGAGCUCUGUCGCAGCCUCCCUGGUUAUCCUCUAUAGUAGUCUUCUGUAUUUGGAGAAUAGGGCGAGAGACGCCGGGAAGAGAGACCACCGGCUUUCAGACCACGACGUGGACAACUUAGGAGAUGAACAUCCUUCGUUUCGUUAUAGCUACUAG
Molecule: messenger RNA, 1491 nt
Organism: Diaporthe citri
Lineage: Eukaryota; Fungi; Ascomycota; Sordariomycetes; Diaporthales; Diaporthaceae
Exons: 4
Coding region: 1-1491 (496 amino acids)
Biological process (GO): transmembrane transport
Cellular component (GO): membrane
Molecular function (GO): transmembrane transporter activity
Source: RefSeq, a predicted model, not a curated record